AUGGAAUACUUGCAUCAACGUGUAGCACGAGUGCAGGAGAAAGCCGAAGGAAAGGCUCGUCUUGCAGGAUGGGUGCUGCCAAAACAACAAACCUCAUUCGCACCCGAAGGAACGUGGACCAAUAUUGAUCUCGAUGUGACUCCGCCUGAGCGACGAAUAUGGACACCGCUCUCGGUGCUUGGGUACUGGGUCUCUGACAUCCUUUCGGCCCAGAGCUGGCAGAUCGGAGCAUCUGUUCUGGCAAUCGGACUAACAUGGCGUGAGGCCAUUUGGUGCGUCAUUGUCGGGUCGGUGGUAAUGUCAUUUGCGAUCGCGUUCAACGGAGCACCGGGAGCAUACUUGCGUAUUCCCUUCCCAGUCUGGAUCCGCUCAGCUUUUGGUUACCAUGGGGCAAAGUUCCCUGUUGUGUGUCGUAUGGUCACGGCACUCUUCUGGCAUGCUAUCCAGACAUAUACAGGGAGCACGGCUAUGACGGUCAUGCUUACGGCGAUCUGGCCCAGUUACGCGCGGAUACCAAACCAGCUUCCGGCCAGCGCAGGAAUCACCAGUCAGGGGCUUUUGAGCCACUUUCUCUUCUGGAGCAUACAGCUGCCUUUUCUGACAAUCCAACCCCACAAGCUGAAAUGGUUCUUCGUCUUCAAGGCCUUUGUUACCAUUACUGCCGCAGUGGGUACAACGAUUGCUGUUUGUACCAUGGCUGGAGGGUCUGGAGAUAUCUGGAAUCAGACGCCGACUGUCUCCGGAUGGACAAGAUCUUGGCUCAUUGUUUCGACACUCACCUCUCAAACUGGAAGCUGGUCUACAGUUGGAACAAACAUCUCUGACUUUACCAGAUACGUCAAAGAGCCGCGCAGCACGUUCAUUCAAACCAUUUUCUUCCCACUCAUAUGCUUCGUCAUUGCACUCCUAGGUAUCAUCAGUGCUUCGGCAUCUAGGGUCGUGUACGGCGAAUAUGUUUGGGAUCCAGUAACGUUAGCGAGUCAAUGGACGUCGCCUGGCGGACGUGCGGGAGCCUUCUACUGCGGACUGGCUUGGAUGGUGGCACAGAUAGGAGUCAACGUAUCUGCCAACGUGAUAUCAGCGUCAAACGAUCUGGCCAGUUUGUUCCCCAAGUAUAUUAACAUCCGCCGCGCUGCCAUCAUUUGCACAAUUACUGGUGGAUGGAUCAUGGUCCCCUGGAAGAUCAUAACCAGUGCGGAGAGCUUGAUCAACUUCAUGGCUAGCCUGGGCAUCUUUCUAGCUCCUAUAAUUGCGAUCUCGAUCGCCGACUACUGGAUCAUUAAAAAGCGACGUGUGCAGGUGUCAGCCCUGUAUCAGCCAAACGGGCGGUACAACUAUCGAGCUGGCUGCAACUGGAGAGCUAUGUUGGCAAUGCUGACCAGCAUAGGCCCGACAUUGCCCAGUCUCGUGGUGAAUGUGAACGCGUCGCUAGAUAUUGGAGGAGCGUCUUACAUCGGCUAUUUGGUAUGGUAUUAUGGCUUCCUGAGUGCCUUCAUCGUCUAUAUUGGGUUGAGCAAGCUUUUCCCGGCGCAGGAGAGCCUUAUGUCAGCUGAGGAAUCAUCGACUAUAGAAGGCUUGGAAGCAGAAACAGUGAAGGAGACUUUGAAUGAGUCCCCCAAAAAGUUAGAUUCCUAG
This is a messenger RNA of Neoarthrinium moseri, 1635 nucleotides long. RefSeq lists its product as uncharacterized. The transcript is spliced from 2 exons. The coding region runs from base 1 to 1635 and encodes 544 amino acids. Gene Ontology annotation, biological process: transmembrane transport; nucleobase transport. NCBI's taxonomy places the organism in Eukaryota, Fungi, Ascomycota, Sordariomycetes, Amphisphaeriales, Apiosporaceae. Gene Ontology annotation, cellular component: plasma membrane. Gene Ontology annotation, molecular function: nucleobase transmembrane transporter activity. The record is from RefSeq and is a predicted model, not a curated record.